Messenger RNA from Calidris pugnax (ruff), 324 nucleotides. Its product is annotated as TBC1 domain family member 10B-like. The transcript has 2 exons. The coding region runs from base 71 to 310 and encodes 79 amino acids. NCBI's taxonomy places the organism in Eukaryota, Metazoa, Chordata, Aves, Charadriiformes, Scolopacidae. The record is from RefSeq and is a predicted model, not a curated record.
CCACUUGUGGGUCGCGCUGUGGGUCCGGCCAUGGGUCGCACUCGCCGUGGGUCGCGCCGUGGGUCACGCUAUGGGGCUGGCCGUGGGGCAGGUGAAGCUCCGUUGCCGCAAAGGGAUCCCCUCCUCCCUCCGGGCCCGGGCCUGGCAGCUCCUUUCCGACAGCCAAGGGCUCCUGGACGCCAACCCCGGCCUCUUCCAGGAGCUGGAGGGGGCGGCGGGGGAGCGGCGCUGGCUGGAGGCCAUCGAGAAGGAUCUGCACCGACAGUUCCCCUUCCACGAGAUGUUCGUCGCCCGGGGGGGGCACGGGUAAGGGGGGACACGCCC